UGGAGAUUGAUCCACAGACGGUAAUAGUGCGCCCAAGACAUAUUUAUUCGGUACUUUAAUUUGUUGCCGAGGUUCAGAUCGUGCUUUGUUGGUUCCCAGCAACUGUAAGCAACCAACUCUAUAUUUACAGUCAUUUAUAACCAAAUGAGUAACUCCUUCAAAGUGGGAGCAACCUCUUGAAUAUCAACAGUGCAAUUCAUCCCACGAGCAUAUUUCUUAAAAAAGUAGAAUGCUUGCUUCCGGUGCAGGGACUGGAGGUAGUAGUACACCAGAUUCAAAUGAAUUUGUUCGUGGUACUAGUCCCGAAUUUACAGACGAAUUAGGUGAACUUGUUCCAGUACUUGACUCAAUACAUUUAGUUCCAUAUAAAAAAAGUUCCCUAGUUGGUUCCUCCUCUCCUUUUGAUCCUAAAAAAGUUAAAGUUACUGUUCAGCGUCCUGGUGACCAAAAAGCCUAUCAAUGUGGACCACAUCUUAGAAAAACCAAGAAAACAGACUCAGUAAGUUUAUUUUAAUUCUUUAUUUAAAAAGUUUGUUUUCCCCUUUUUUGUUUAGUUAAUUCGUGUUUUUGUUGAUUAUUCAAGCCCUGGUGCGGCCAAGUAUGGGAAGGGUCAAUCCUCCCUCUCGAAAUGCUCUCACACGGCCACGCAUAUACAGCCAUUGCCAGGGAAGUACUGCUCACUGUCUUCUCUCGGAGGGAGCGUUGUUUACGAAAUUGAGAGGACAAAAAGCGAAUUUCCGGCAUUUCGGCUGGGUUAAAGGACACGGAGGAUCCACCUAAUGGAUUUGAAAAACCGUGAUUCCGAACCAAUGGUGCACAUGGGCUUCAAAAUUGUGAGAGAAUAAAUGACUUAUGAAUCUAUUUUUAGUCACUGACUACUUUGAACUGGAUCUCCUAACGUUGCUCCACUGCCUUAUGGAUCAGACUUUUAAGUUGAAGACUUGAGGAAUGGCUCUGUAAGGAAACUACCUGUUUUGUUUUGUUUCUCGGACAUUAUCACAGCCUUUAUACAAAUCCCUGAUAACUACUACUGGCCUUAUUGUUGUGUGGCGCAUAUGUAUUUGGUGCCUCGUUGUACCAAUGUUUUUGUAUGUAAAUAAAUAAAUAAAGUCUUUUUUUAUAGCUUUUUAUAGCAACUAAGAUCUCGGUUGUUGCUCUUUGGUCCCUUUCUUUAUUAAUAUUCGUUGUCAUUCUUCCAGGCAGUAUAGAUGAAUAGUAUAAUAAUUAGGCUGGAAGAUACAACUGCUCUCAUAGUAACAAUCUGGUUACACGGGCCCCAAACACAGUUCUUGAAUCGGUUCCACUUUAGGAUUAUAGAUAGUACCCUCAUAUCUUAUCCAACAAGGAAUCUUGUUAAUUAUUAAGUUGAAUGGUAUAAUUUUUAAUGAAAAAACGUAAUCGCAUUUUUAGUUUUUCUUCAGUUCUCGAAUUAAUUCGCACUUCGGUUCAAGGGAUCCCUACCAUACAGCCUCAUGGUCUCGUGCCACGUUUAAUCGAUCCCGUUCACCUUACUUGUUUAUUUUUCAUUGUUCUAUUAUUUCGAUGAUAUAUAUAGUAUUUCUCAAUGUAGUCAAUGUAAAGAAAGGUACAACGAAUAGCAAUAUUUCUCGACUAAAUAUAGCUUCAAAUAAUCAUUCAGACAUUAUUCAUACUACAAGUUACAGAUGGUAAUAAGUUAACAAAUUGACGUUUUAAUAAAUGGGUGUUAAUAAUACGUUAUACGAAGAUUUGCUACAUAGAAUAUCUUUCGACUGUUCUGAGUAUAUCUCCGGCGCUAUGUCUCACAAACUCACGUUCCAUAUCUAACAUUCUCUUCCGAUCUAUAUAUUGGGUCUGUGGAAACGCUUUUCAUAAUGAAUCUUAAUGAAUAUGAAGAUCGAGCUAAGAAUGAUUGGCUCCUUCUUUAAGAAACUGUAUAAAUAAAUUUCACGACAACCUAGACACAGAGUAUAAGUGAGGUUACGUUUUCUCGCUACUUAGACUCAACUGUGAAAGUUUGUUUAUUUGUUCUACCUAGAUUUUCUCUGUAUGACAUCAGUUUAUGAAAUCACUAGCUAUUGGCCUGAACCUUGUAGGUAGAUGUAGACUAUCUGGUUGAGGUCCGCGUCGCCUGGUGAAAUGGCUCAAAACUGUACUCAAUGGGGCUGGUGCAUUUACUCUUUGUAUUCCCUAAGUUUCUAAAUCUUUUAUAAUUCUUCAUUUUACUAUUUAAUAUUUUCAUCUGAAAACAUAUCUUCGAAGUUUAAUCUUUUUCGCCACUAAUAUUAUUACUAACUCUACUACUGUGAGAUUUAACUUGAUUAUUUCAUCUUGCUGUGAUAAUGGGAUGUGGGAACUUGUAACGAUGCAUACCAAGUUUUACUUUGCGUAUUACCAACUGGUUGAUACAUAGACUUAAUGGUCUUUUAUGGGAAUAUGUUUAAAGACUGUCUCAAUCACCCAAUUUGAAAAAUAUUCGAUACAGUAAUUUCUGUCGAAUGAAUUUAUGGUUGAUUUACGAUUUUUAUUGAUACCAUUCAUUUUUACAGUAGUUUAGUGCCUACAUCGGUUGAUCGCUACUUUUUAGUAUACUGGAAGUUAAAGUUAAACAACUAAUCCCUUCUUAAAAAUCUAGUUACAAACUUAUUCCAGUAGUGUAGGAAAUAAGUUCUUGACAGCUUUACUUAGAUUUUUAAUGCGAGAUGAUUUUUUGUUCUUAAAUUUUCCAUUUUCCUAUGUUUUUAUUUAGAUAGAAUUCAAUUCAUAAAUAAGCUAUAAAAAUGAAUAUACGCCGGUUCAAACUAUUUUAGUUGUAAGACGAGAUGUUCAGCUCGUAGUAUCACUGUGAGAAUUAAAAAAACAACUAGCGUAGAAUUUUUUGGUCUAGGAGGAGUUAUAAAUAAUAAUAAUGACGAUUGACUACUACAUAGAAUUUGUGUUAUAGAUUAAGUUAUACCCCUUGGAUAAAUAUGUAUUCUAAUGCCUGACUAUCAAAAUGUUAGUAGAGGAGAGUUCAGAUUCAUGAUAAAAUGGUUAAAAAUGGGCCGUCUAAUCUGCUUUUAUGUAUUUCAGUUCUUACAUCCAUUCACUUAGUGGAAACAAUCCAGCUUUAUUCAUUAAUACAGAAAUUUUGCAGAAAUUGAAUUCGAUAUUAAAUUCAAAAGUUCACGAAAAUUAUUCUCUAUGCUAUCAUAGAAACUGACUCUCUACUCCUUUGACGACUAAAUUUAUGUAGCCCAUUGUACCAUUAUAGUAUAUUUUCAUGCGUAUUGCAAUGUAUAUUUUAAUAGAUGGUUAGUUUAAUGCAUUUUCAGAGUUAUUCAGGGUUCCUCUUGUUCAUAACUAUGAAAGGGGAACCAGAUAUGAGUUUAAUAGUGUUGUUUAGGUGAGUCCUACUUUUUGUUGUGAAGUUUUACGUGAUAUUGGAAAUUCUGUGAAUUGCAUUUAUGGUCUUGAAAAACUGGUAUCACUUAGAGCCUUAAAUAUUUAAAUGUACUAACUUGGGGAAAAGCAGAUUAUCAAUUUUAUACUUCUACACAGUGAUGGACAUGAGUUAGUAUGUAUUCCACAAUAGAAUUUGAUUUCCCCUUCAGUGUGUUAUAAUAAAUGUUCCUGUUCAUACUUUUGUGUGGAUGACUAUUUUUUAUUAACCAAAAUAAACCUGACAAUACAAUUACUGUGACCAUUACUCUGACAUUAUAGGUUUGUUUUGACUGGUAAAAAGUGACAGACUUUAAAAUCCAUCAGUUAGUGCUAAAAGCAAAUCAAAAUUAAUAUCAUAAAUAUUUUUUCGACACUGUCUAAUCUAUCCCUGAAACUAUUCUAUUCUAAUUUAAUGACAAUUUCUAUUUACUUGCUUAUUUUAUUGAAAAUUUCAAUAGAAUUUAUGUAUGAAUAAACUUUCAUAAAUCUGCAUUAUAAACAACAAAACUUUCUCAGUUCGGUUUGUUUUUACAUAUCAUCUUCACAUAAUAUUAUAUGCAUAUGGUUUUUUGGCGGAACAAGUAAAUUCUAAGGUUAGCGGAACCAUAAUCUUGAAUUGAUUUAAUCUUCAUUUAAUAUUCUCACCUUUUUAUUAUUAACGCUCUAUUAUUUUUCUUUGUCGUACUUUCCUGUCAUGUGAUCCAUUUUGCCUUCUUUCGCCCUCCCAAACGCUUACAAACAUUUACACACAAAAUGAUCAUAAUGAAUGUGAACUGACGAAACAAAACCUCAUUAUAAUUUUGAAAAUGCUUGUUUAUUUGUAUAUGUAUAAAAGGAUGCUAUCAGAGAAAUUAAUCGUUGUCGUGAGGAGAAUACUACACGUUUAGACUUAACUAAAGGUCAAUUACACUUUCUACCACCAUCAAUACGUGAUGUCGCACAUCAUCUAAAAGAACUUUAUCUAUAUUGCAAUAAAUUAGUGAAUUUGCCGAAUGAAAUUGGCACAUUGUUUGCAUUGGAAAUUUUAAUGGUACAAGAGAAUUCAUUAAGUGAUCUACCAGAAACAUUAGCACAAUGUACACAAUUACGUGUAUUAGAUAUAAGACAUAAUAAAUUAUGUGAAAUCCCUCAAGUUGUUUAUAAACUACAUAACUUAACACAUUUAUUUCUACGUUUCAAUCGAAUUCGUGUAGUGGAUGAAGAAAUUAAAUAUUUAACCAAGCUUCAAGUUCUUAGUUUACGAGAGAAUAAAAUCCAUACACUUCCAGCUGAUCCUGGUAUCGGUCAAUUGACCAAUUUGAUUACAUUAGAUGUUUCACAUAAUCAUUUGGAGCAAUUAUCUGAAAAAAUUGGUCAUUGUCAAAAAUUGUGCACAUUAAGCUUACAACAUAAUGAACUACGUUCGCUACCGAAUACAAUUGGUGAUUUAAAAAUGUUAGAAAAUAUUGGCUUGAAAUAUAAUCACUUGGAAUCAUUACCAGAUUCGUUAGCACUUUGUACAAAUCUCUUAGAAUUAAAUAUUGAAGGCAACAAUAUUUGGCAAUUACCGGAGGGACUGCUAACACAUUUGAAAAAAGUUUCCUGUGUGACAUUGUCAAGAAAUUAUUUUAAUAUUUUUCCAUCUGGUGGUCCUCAGCAAUUUACUUCAAUACAAUCUCUCAAUAUGGAGUACAAUCAAAUAACUCGAAUACCGUUUGGUAUAUUUUCACGAGCAUCAAAUUUAACUAAAUUAAAUAUGAAAGAUAAUCAAAUCGGUGCUUUUCCACCGGAUAUUAAAAGUUGGACAAGUUUAGUUGAAUUAAAUGUUGGUACAAAUCAAUUAACAAAGCUUCCAGAUGAUAUAGAAUAUUUAAUUAAUUUGGAAGUAUUAAUUUUGAGUAAUAAUCAAUUAAAAGUGAGUUAUUUCUAUUUUAUUUCUGGUACUUUAUGAUAUUCCUUAUAUUGAUGUAUACAUUUAUAUACAUGCAUGUGUGUGCUGUGCUGGGUACAUUUUAAUUGUACACUUUAUAUAGAAACAGUGAUUGUUUAUUUCUUUUACAUCUAUCUUGUUCCAAUAUUAACUUGUUAUAUCAAAAUGGUGGGGAUUUCAAUUGAGAGGCAAUGUAUUUUAAAUUGUGGAAGACAACUAUAUUGUGAAUAAUAUAUGAGUAAAAAAUGUUUAAUUCACUAAUUCAUUAACAAGAUUUUAAGAUGAUGAAAUUACAAGAUGAUAACAGUUGGUUAUUUGAACAAAAUCUUUUCAUCCAUUCAUUAUAUACCAUAACUACGAGGAUGAUUUGUGGUUUUCAUUUUGAUACUUUGCUUUUAGGUAGUUGAAAGAAAACUAGUAUAACUCAGUCAUAGAUUAUGAAGUUAAUUGAAACAUGUUUGUAUCCCACAGAGAGGACUGGGAUUCUUGAUGAUUACAUUUAGUCACUCAACAUUUCAAAACAGUACACACGAUGUUCAGUCACUUAGAUCAGUUCACACAUUUAACAUUGGUUGACAGUAUUUGAUUAGAACUGAGGGUCUGAAUGAACAUGACAAUGGUCACUACUCUGUAAUUAAUUAACUGUUGACGUUGAUUACUUAUGUAAAUGAGAUUAUUUAUAUUUUAAGGUUGGGUUUCAUUUUGAACUAAUUCUUUGUGAUGAAUAACUGAGAAAAUUGAUGACAGUACUUUGGAGGUUGUUGACACAGGAUAGAAAUAUAUCGCUUUUCUUUUUCACACGAAAAUUCUUCAUUUAUUAUUCAUAGGUUUGUUACAAAAAACAAAUCGUCAAAUGGCAAAAUUCGUUGUCCUAUUCUAUCCAAUAUCUCAUAAUAUUGUUUAUGUUCAACAAUCUUAUUUUAAAUUCUUAUAAUUAGCAGUAAAAUUGAUCAUAAUUCAUUGAAUACUAUAUGAAACGUUUUGUAAUUGGUAACCAAAAGUAUUCGUGAAGUUUUUCUUUGAAAAAAUAUAUUUUUGUUUUAGAAAUCAUCUUACUACUAUUGUGUCUAGCUGAUUUAUUUCUUAAGAAUAAUAUUUAUAACUUCAACAAAACUGUAUAUUGACUAGUCUGGUGUGUAUGGUAUAGAAGAGCUGAGUAAUCUGCGAAGUGGGAAUCGUCUAGUUGCAUGUAAGCUGUCCAUUGUAUUUCGUGCUUCCCGUGAGAUGUGUAGGUCUUCGUAAUCCAGUCGAUCACCGUAAGAGGGAGGGAGGGAGAGAGUAGGCAGCCUUGUCUGACUCCGGUUAUUCUUUGGGAUGUGUCAGUCGGCUGUCGUCCAUGCACGACUGUUCAGUUCAGUCCGUUGUAUGAAUUCCGGAUUAUGUUGACGAUUAAGCUUACAUAAGCUUAUCCUAUUCACACUAUCAAAUGUUUCCUCAUAGUCAAUUAAUUUAAUGUAUGAUGACGUUCCAUUCAACUGGUUGUUCAACAAUGAUCCGUAGUAUCGCAGUUGGGUUUGUGCACGAUCGAUCUUUGUGGAGUUUGGCCUGUUGACCAGGAAGUGGGACGUUUAUUGAGUUUCACGUGGUUCAGCAACACUCAGUUGAAAACUUUUGCUGGUAUCGAUAGUAGUGUGAUUCUACUGUAGCUUUCAUACUUGUUCAGUUUUCCUUUCUGUAGUAUCCUGAUGAGGUAUCCUUCUUUCUAGUCCAUCGGCUCUUGUUCUUCCUCUUAUGCUAUGAGAUUCACAUCCCAUUGGUGCUUUACACAAUUCUUUGGACAACAACAUAGCAAGUCCCUGAAUCUGUGGAACUUUUUUCUUGAUUGUCCGAGUACAGAAGCACGUCUAUAGAACUUAACCUUUUCUGUCCAGCUUGGGUACACUGUGUUUCACUGAUUCCGAGAACCGUCAACUUGUAUCUUCUGGUCCUCCCUCCCACAUUUUCUGGACAUUCCGUCUACCUAUAUUAAUUGUUACUCUAGUUGUUUGAAGGGGCAUCGUCCUCGUGACUUCCGAAGAAUCUCGACUUUCACCAUGAGGCGUCAUAAUUCUUGUGAAUGAAGAUGCUUCAAAUCGGAGGGCAGGGUUUAGAUUGCUCACUCUGGUUAGCGUAUUUUAGCAGCGUUGUUUUCUGCAGGGUGAGAUUGUUAUGACCAGCCCUCCUUUACUCGGCUCGGGACCGGCAGUCACCCUGGAAUGUCUGCAGGCGAAGUUAUAUAUAUAUAUAAGCUUGAGACGGUGUGUCUAUGCCUAUGCGUAUGCCGUUUUGAUACAGACAUUUGGUUUCAAUUAGGUUUAGGUCAGGAAUUUCCGUAUCAGUUGACUAUUUUUCCGUUUAGUUGAAAAGUAUUGAUCUGCUGUCUAGACUGCGUGAGAAUACGUGUCUUCCUUGACCUUUAUUUUUUUGAUGAAUCAAUAGACUAAAACCAGAAAUAAAUACUAAUCAUUUUAGUAACUAAGACAACAUCUAUUGUUUAUUCUCAGUUUCGCUAUUAUUUAACAUUACAAAUGAUGUAAACAUACAUUUAUAAAUGGAAAUUAUUAUUAUUAUUAUUAUUAUUAUUGAGUUUGAAUCUCUAGGACACUGGAUUUCUCCGAUUCACUGUUCUAAGGGCAACACACUCAUCACAACUAAUGAAGGUUUCAUGAGCAAUUCCUUACAGAAUCUCCUUUUCACAAUUCUGAAUAUUUGUAUACUAAAAUCAGGCACAUAUUCAGUCCACCCUGGUUUUUAAUAGUUUCUAUACAACUGAUAUUAUUCUGUCAGGAAUUUCAUUUUAAGCUGCUUUUAUGCAUACCAGAGUAUUAUGCUAUCUUUGGUCAAGUUUAAAUUUCAAAUAGCAUGUGCUAUAAAGUCAGUUGAUUUUUUUUCCGUGGGAUUAUCCAGAUGAAUUUUUGUGCGUAGCUGAGAAACAGUAAAUUUAUGAAUUUUCUCAGUCUAUUUUUGCUUAUCAUCCUCUUGGUCUAUGUUAUUUCUCGGAUAUAUGAUAAUAAUGAUUAUUUAAAUUGAAUUCUUUAUGUUUUGACUAAAAUUGGAUCAACUACUUAAAUACUAUUGGCUUAUCAGUCUGUCUUUUCUGCUGCUCUAUUUUAUCAUUAACCCCGUUUAUAUAUAUAAUACUUGGGCUUCCAAUCCGAAACAUAAGGUUUUCUCAGAGUAUCACUCGUUGAGUCUUCAACCUGUAUUUCUAAUCCACAAGGUAGUAAAGUAACAUCAGGAGACUCAAUCUCAUGGUAUUUGAAGACCAAAAUAGAUCUGUACAGAAUUUAUUCAUAUGAGAUUCUGAAGCCCACUCUCACCUUCAGUUUAGAAUUAGGGUUUCCUCUUUCUUUUAGGUGGAUCCUGCGUUCCCACCAAAUUGCAACCAUUUACUUGUAAUAUAGUCUAGUAGAUUCAUCAAUAAUCGUUCUAACAUCCUUCACAUUGCUACUUGACACAGCUUAUUGUUUUCCUGAAAUAAAGUCCAAAAUGAAAUAAAAGAGAAACGGUGUAAAGGAAUAAGUGAUCGAAAACUAUUGAAAAAUUGCAGUGAGGAAUUUUAAUUUAUGUCGAAAACGUAUUAUAUUUUUGUAUAAAAUACUUUAGACGGAGAAUUUUUUUGAUAUUAGCAAAAUAUUUGGAAUCGAGGAGCGGUUCCAAAAAGGCUACUUUAACUAAGAUAAAUACUAUUUAAACUACUCUUUAUAAGUAUUACACGAACACUACAGAAGUGUUUUUAUAGUUACGUGAGUAUUAUUGUCUUCAAUGAAUGGUUAAGGAGGUUUUUCUAUUGAACCCUAUUUAAGUAGUCUAAAUCGUGUGAUUGAGAAAGUUUAAAAAUUUUUCACUUUAGCGAACAAAAACACUUACCUAAAAAUUUUCCACAUAUCUCACAUUAAAGUCUUAAUAAGUUUAAUAUAAAAUUAAUUAUUGAGUAAUGUAAUGUUGUCCAGAUUGAAUUUACUACAAUCCGUUCGUUUAUUGGUCGAAUUUGGACUAUUGCGAAAAACAAUAUUUUAUAAUUUAAUAUUCUGGUUUCUUGUUUGAUUUUACUGUUACAUGGAAAUAAAGUUUCCAAUUGUUUUACCUAGAAUUUUAUUUUGUUGAACAAGGAAAAAAGGAUUGUUCUUUUCAUUUUAUUAAAUAUUCUGCUUUUUACUGCCCCAGUUGUUUAUCUGAUUCAUGAUGCAUUCAUACACAUACAUAAAUAUAAAACAGACUAGCAUUAUUUUCUGUAAGUUAAGAAGGAAAAAAGAUAUUUCCUGUCUCAUACUUCACGUUAGGAAAUUUAUUGCGGCCCUAGAUUGCUUUUUCUCUCAAUCUUUAACCGAUCAAUGUCUUUGUAUUAGUAGAACAGAAUGGUCAAUGUCAAUCUAGAAUCAUGUCUGUUAAAAAUUCCAUUUAACCAAUCAGAGAGGGUGAUUUAUGAUUCAUUGACCUUGAUUAUAUAAAUUCUUCGAUUCACUGAAGUGAUUCGCCAAAUUUAUCUCCAAAUAUACGCUUCUGGUGUCCAAAAAGGGAACUUAUUUUGGACCCUGGAAAGUUUGGCAUUGAACACAUUAUAUAGUUAUGUCUGGAAAAUUCAAGAUGCUUUUGAUUCGCAUGACCUUACUUUACCGGAAUUUUCAAAUUACCACUUAAACCUUUUAUAUUCCUUUUGGAAUUUAUUAAUAUGUGUUAAUUUCUUUAUUGUUUUUCUUAUUAGAAGGAAGUAGUUAUCCCACUUAAUAUUAAUGUCUUGAAACCGUCGAAAUAACAUCUGUCUCAAUAAAUAUAACGAACCUUGUAUUUGGAAUACACUUUCCGAAAGUUAGUGAGUUGUGAAAUCAAAAAUUAUAGGUGGUAAAAUUAAAACCUUGGAUAAAGACAAAAACUGAAGGUAGUUGCAAUGGAGUUCUAACCGUGUCACUGAAAAUCUCUAAACAGUAACGUUUCCUGACACAAUUCAGCUCACCAGUCAAUAACUAUUUGAACUGAUGCCAUAUCUCGGCAUGGCAACAAUAAUCCUCCUUUUCUCUGUUAACUACAAUUGAUUUUCGAAGUGGUUGAUGGUCGGCUAUGUAUUACACUACCCUGCUUGAUAUAAUUUAUUUUUAAAUAGUUAUAGAAUUACGAUCACAUAACCAUGCUUCAUCGUCUCUUUAACUACUAUUUAGUUAAUCUAACAAUAAUGAUUGCACUAAAUCCGUCUGAUCCUCUCUGUGUGAUCUAUAAUCCUUUUUUUAAUUAUCCCCUUUUUCAAUGUGUUUAUUUUGUUGUUUCUUUCUUCUCUCUCUUACUCUUUUCCUUCUACUACUAAUCUUUCGUUACUUUUUUCUCUGUUAUUUCCCUAGCAAAUCCCAGUAACUAUUCGAGAAUUACAAAAACUACAAGUUUUAGACUUGGAAGAAAACCAUUUAGAAAGUUUACCGCCAGAUAUUGGUUAUCUAGGUGAACUUCAAAGAUUGGUGGUCCAAUCGAAUAGACUGACUAGUUUACCUCGAGAAAUUGGUCGCUUAUAUAAUUUGAUUUAUUUAGCCGUUGGUGAAAAUGAACUACAAAGUAUACCAAAUGAAAUUGGUGAUCUACAUAAAUUGGAAACAUUAUAUUUAAAUAAUAAUUUGAACUUACAUGAUCUUCCAACUGAACUAGCUAUGUGUUGUAGUCUACAAAUGAUGUCCAUUGAAAAUUGUCCUUUAACUCAAAUUCCUGUUGAAGUUGUAACUGGUGGUCCUUCACUAGUAAUUCAAUAUCUACGUCUACAGGGCUCUUUCAGUCAUAUAUGAAUCGUUAAGCUGUUUCAAAUUAUUUCUUCGUCUUCUCUUUGAAUUCUCAACAUCAUUGAAAUACAAAACAACAGGAAGUAAGAGUUUUCUGUUGUUAAUGGAUGAUACAUUGAUUCCAUAUGUCAAUUCAAAUGUGUUUUUGUAUACUUAUAUGCUCAUAAUUAUGCACACAUGUAUGAUAGCACGUUUGUGUACUUCAAUUACUAGAGCCUUGUGAUUUAACAUUAUUAAGCCAAACUUAUUUUUGAAAUAUCUGAUACUGCACAAAAUGUUUAUGUAAAUUACUCAGAAAGGGAUAAAAAACUUCUUUCAUCAUUAUCCAGUUUUCAAUAAUAUUUUGACUUCUGUACAUGUUGAUGAUUUUCUUUGCAUGUAAUCGUUAGCUAACAAAAAGUUUAUGAUUGAUCAUUUGAGAAGUCUUUCGCUUCUGAUUUUUGAUUUAUUUUUGUGAAUAUUUCUCUUGAAGUAGAUCAGUUGAAUAUCGAAAAAUUUUUGUAUAAAAAAAAAUCAGAUUUCUUAAUAUGUCAGCGUUUAUGUGUAUUCAUCUUUUCUUUUUCUCUUUAAUUUUGUUAGUUAGUAUAUUUCCACCUUCGUAAGUUUUUCACUUAUUAUCUUGUCUCUAAAAUCUAGUCUCAAUGCACAUGCAUUUAAUAUACUCUGUCGAUUGUACUGCUAAGCCAUAAACUUUAAAAUGUAAUUACUUUUGCAUGGCUAUCACACCCUUUAGAACGUUGUAAUGUGACAAAUAAGAAUAGGAUAUGAACUGUUCCGCGAUAUAUAUAUAUAUAUAUAUAUAUAUAUUCAAUCUCUUCUACUUGCAUAUCCCUAAAUAAAACGAAACAUCAAAACUCUGUGUAAUUAUUAUUUUUUGCAACUUCAUUUUUUUGUUCGUUUUAACUUUCAGACUAUUUCUAACGGUUUAUCAUUAUCUUCGUGUUUAUUUCUGAUUAUUUAUUUUUUUUGUGACUUAUAAAAGCGCAUCUUUUCUUUGAUUUCUUUAUUCAGCUUCACUCUUUUUGCUUGUUGCUAAUCAGUCAGUUUUUAUAUAUCUGAAUGUUUAUAUCGCUUUUUCUAAGAAUAAUUUGAUAAAAUUGAUUUUAGCUGAAAGACAGAUUAGUGUUUUCUUUACAGAAUUAAAAAUUGUUGACAUUUUACUGGUUUUAACUGCGAUUAAGUUAUCACAUCAUUGAUGUGACAUAACAAAUAUGGGUUGAGGAUUCGUAUCACUUUUCAUUUGAAACAACUGGAUUCUUAUAGUCUUCAGUUUUAAAUUUGACCUACUUAGUUCAUUAUCCUAAACUGUAUGUUACACAUUUUGUUUUCAUCUCUAACAAGAUCAAUGGAAAGUACUGUAAAUGAUUCCUUUGUUUAUUAUUUACUGUUGAACUACGAUCCCGUGGUAUGAUUAAUUUCAAUAUCUUUUGAACUGAGCUAUCCAAGUGAUAUUUUUCUUGCCUAAAAUAAGAAUAAGCUAGCAAUAGUUGAUGAAAGCAGGUGUUACAUGAUAACCGAAGAUAGUUGUAGAGAACUGAAGUGAACUUGGCAUGCUAUGAGCCAAAGCUUGUAAUAUGAAGAAUUCAAGUCAAACUUUUCAUAACCGAAUAAUUGUGAGUUUUGACUAUAACAACUUGCGUAAUUGCCUAAGACAUUGGGCGGUUAGGUAGGUACCCCAAUCUCGAAUAUUCCAAUGAAAGCUUGUAUCAGUUGCUAAACUAACUUUCACACAUCCUUGAGAUAUUUUGGCCGACAUAGAACAGUUUCCUUUCAUGUUUUGCUGGUCAUAUGAACUUACUGACAAAUUAAUAUAAUGUAAAUGAAAGUCUUUUAGGAGGUAAUCAACAGGUUAUACUGCAAAGCUAUAAGUAAAUUUAGAUGAUAUCAACACUUGGUAUGUUGUUUGUGUUCACUGAUUGAAGUGAAUGAUUGAUUUACAGUUAAAUACUUCAAAUGUGUUUAUUUAUAGUUAUUAAUAAUCCUCGGUUGAUUGGCAGUCGAACAUCUCUCAAAAUGCACUGAGUAUUCAGAGUUUAACCCAAUAAAGUAAUUAUCUAUAUUCGAAUGAAUAUGAAUCAGUGAUGAUGACUCAAAUUUACAAUUAUGUAAAAAGAAAACUAAGUGACAGCGAAUGAUAUCAAAAGUAUGUAUAAAUAGGAAUUUGUUCAAUUUUUGAAACUUUGUCAUGUAAACCACCGUAAUGGUUUGGGACAAUCCCUACAUAAAAAUUGUGGUAUUGCAUAAAUAUGUGCAACUUUCGUGUUGCACACAACCGAUAACACAGACGAUGAGCUCGGCAUUUCCUCAAAAUUCUGUUCAAAAAACAUCGAAGAACAUUUCUGAACUGCCGAAACACCUUUUAAGCAUGGUUAGUUUAGUUUUUGCCCCAAUUUCGAGAAGAAUGGAUUUGAUCUUACACUAUUUGAAAGAACCAGUAGAAAUAUUUCUAUAUAGUCCUCGAAUCUUUACAGAUUGGUAAGAAGAACUUUCAGUAGUUUUGAAAUAUGAGAAGAUGAAAAGCUUAGUUUUUUUUCUCUGGUAUCACAUUACCACGAUAUUUCUUGCGAAGUUAGCCUGUCAUGUAGUAACUUUUUCAGAAGGUACAUUUUUGAACCUGUUUUUCUACCGAACAAAAUAUUCCGUAAUAAGCGAAAGAUGAAAAAGUGAAUUUUAAAUAUCUAUGAACUGUUUCACUUCAAUCACUUUAUCCAUUAAAAGUCCUACUUGAGAGGUGAGCUGCCCACUAAAUCCAUGAUAUUGAACAUCAACAGUCCCUCAUAUCUUUUGUACACUAUUCUACCAUACGAGCACCUGGAAGUUGUCUUCAUUUGACAUGAAAUCUAAAGUUUUAGAACUGUCAGCUCAAUCAGCGAGAAGAUGGUAGAAAUCUAUGGUACAGAAUCAGAUAAUGUGUUACAGGAGCUUGUUUUAACUGUACGUAUGACAUACUGUGGUG
Messenger RNA from Schistosoma haematobium, 14005 nucleotides. Its product is annotated as soc-2 suppressor of clear. Gene Ontology annotation, molecular function: protein binding. Bases 4430 to 5332 code for a protein of 300 amino acids. The transcript has 15 exons. The record is from RefSeq and is a predicted model, not a curated record. NCBI's taxonomy places the organism in Eukaryota, Metazoa, Platyhelminthes, Trematoda, Strigeidida, Schistosomatidae.